AUGUCGAGCUGCUCCGAGAUUGAAAAUGGCGAUUUCAGCCCUGAACGGGCAGACAGGGCCUCCAAACGAAGGAAAUUGGGGGACGGAAAUUGGGGUAAUGAGACGAUUGGGUUCAAAACUCUUUCUCGCGAAGACUACACGGUAGGAUGGAUAUCAGCAUUGUCGCUGGAGCUAGCGGCCGCCGAGGCAAUGCUCGACGAGACUCACGGUGAUGCUGGCAAAUUGGAGACGGACAAUAACACAUAUAUUUUUGGCACUAUGGCAGGCCACAACUGUGUGAUUGCAUGCCUGCCCGCUGGAGAAUACGGACAUAUACCUGCGACUAUUGUGGCAAGUCAGAUGCGAUCGAGCUUCCCUUCCGUCAGGUUCUGGCUCUUAGUCGGAGUCGGUGGAGGCGCGCCAACUGAGAAGGCCGACAUUCGACUUGGGGACGUUGUCGUCAGUACGCCGAUCAAACAGAGCCCUGGAGUGAUCCAGUAUGACUACGGAAAGACGGUUGGGGACGGCAUAUUCGAACGUAUGGGGGUCUUGGACAAGCCUCCUCCACUGCUCCUGACCGCCGUCUCCAAGCUUCAGGCGCAACAUCGGACUGAGGCGGGCUCCCGCAUACUCGCGUUAAUUGAUGAGAUGACGAGCAAGCAUCCGGAGAUGAGACUGCGGUACGGGCCUCGAGAUUCCGGAAGCGACGUAUUGUUUGAGGCGGAUUACGACCACGAGGAGGGAGACAGUUGUCAUAAUUGUGACCGAAGUUUCGCAGUGACGAGACCUGCGAGACAAGCAUGUGCGCCGGUUGUUCAUUACGGCACGAUUGGCUCAGCAAAUCAAGUUAUGAGGCAUGCAACUGUCAGGGAUCGAUUUGCGAGAUACCUAGGAAUUCUUUGCUUUGAGAUGGAAGCAGCUGGGCUUGUUGACAACUUUCCGUGUUUAACAAUUAGGGGCAUUUGCGAUUAUGCGGAUUCGCAUAAAAACAAAGAGUGGCAAGAAUUUGCAGCGGCGACGGCAGCUGCCUAUGCCAAAGAAUUGCUGGGCGUCAUUCCACCAACAUCUCUGUCCGAGUCACAGACGCAUCGACUGCCGACAUCUGCUCUCGAGCAUCGGCGACUGUGCCUGGAGGCAUUAGACUUUGACCGCCGAGAAGAACGUGGGUUCGCAAUCAAAAAGGCCUUUUCAGAAACGUGCAAGUGGCUGCUCGACCAGCCUGAGUACCAGAAAUGGUUGGAUAGCGGAUUGUCCCACGAGCACAAUGGAUUUCUGUGGAUCAAGGGCAACCCCGGAACGGGGAAAUCAACCUUGAUGAAGUUUGCAUUCGAAAAUACAAAGCAAAAAACGUCGGCUUCAGGCGCCAUUGUCAUCUCGUUCUUUUUCAAUGCACGAGGAGACGAACUGGAAAAGUCUGCCACUGGCAUGUAUAGGUCUCUUCUCUUUCAGUUAUUCAAUCUGUUACCUCGGCUUCGAAACAUAUUGGACUCGGAGGUAACGCAGUCGAUGCUAAACUCAGGAAGCUGGAGCCUUGAGCGCCUGCAAGAUGUCUUUCGUCUUGUUAUUCGGAACUUGGAAGGGCAACCUCUUAUAUGUUUCAUCGAUGCUCUGGAUGAGUGCGACGAAAGUGAGGUCCGAGACAUGGUCGACUACUUUGGCGAGCUUGGCGAGCUCGCAGCUUCCAGUCUGAUACCCCUUCAUGUCUGUCUCUCCAGUCGCCACUACCCCCAUGUUACCUUCGACAAGGGACUUGAGAUGAUCCUGGAAGGGCAGGACGGACAUGGAAAAGACAUCUCACACUAUUUGGAUCUCAAACUAGCGAGCAUUAAACACAAAGAGAUUCCAGAAGUCAAGGCGGAGAUCAUUGAAAAGGCGUCGGGAAUCUUUUUGUGGGUUGUGCUGGUUGUCGAUAUACUGAAGAGGGCAUAUGAUCAGGGUCGGAUGAGCGCCUUACGGAAAAGAUUGCGAGAAAUCCCACCGAGGCUCAAGGAACUGUUCAAAGACAUCCUGACACGAGACACACAGAAUAUGCAAGACCUUCUUCUUUGCCUACAAUGGACUCUUUACGCGAACAGGCCCCUUAGUCCGCAUGAGCUCUUUUAUGCGGUUCAGUCGCAUAAUGAGAAUGAGCUGGACCCAAUGGAACUUCUGGAGAAUGACGAUUCCGUCUCUCGGUUUAUCCUCAGCUCCUCCAAAGGCUUGAUAGAAGUGACCAAGUCAAGGAAAAAGACUGUUCAGUUCAUCCACGAAUCGGUCCGCGAUUUCUUACUCAAAGAAGGAGGCUUGGACGAGCUCUGGCGGGACGUGCAUGGUGGCAGAAUGGUGCCAGGUCACGAAGACCUUAAAGUCUGCUGCUGGAACUACCUGACGCAAGCAUACAUCUUCAGGGGAAGUAUAUUGCCCAACGAUCUUCCUCACGCCAAAUCAGCAGCGGCAGCAGCCCUCCGGGAGAAAACGUCAAAGAGCCUCCCAUUCCUGGAUUACGCUGUUAACAACGUUCUGCAACAUGCAGAGGCUGCAGAGCAGGCUGGCGUUUCUCAGACAGAUUUCCUUUUCCCUUUCGCUACUUACCAGUGGACAUACAUGUAUAACCUGUUUGAAAAGCACCAAAAUCGGAGAUACGCCAAAUCGACGAGACUCAUAUACAUCUUGGCCGAAAGGAAUCUCAGCCAUUUGCUCAAGUCGGCGCUUGAGGCCAAAUCACUCCAUGGCAUUUUCAAUAAUUGCGUGUGCCACUACUGUGGAAGUUGUCAACAUUCGGAUGGCGAUAAUCCACAUCGCUGGGCCUCUCCAUUCCUCGCCGCGUGUAUUCCAUAUGCCAACCAAAGGGAGGAUCUGGCCGAUCUAAUCUCGCGCCUGCCCGAAUUGAAGGUGCCGAGAAAUCUUACAAUCUUCGAACAUGCAAUGAUGACUCGAGACCUUCCGCUUCAGAGGCUUAUUUGCUCAACUGGCCGAGCUGAUUUCUCAAUAGAUACAGUUGGACGCAAAACCCCUUUAAUGCGUGCUGUCGAAAACAGGAAUCGUUCCCUGCUUGUAGCUGUCUUGAAAUUGGGUGCUAACCCAAAUGAACGAUGUGACCUCGCUGUGAAUAGUCCUCUAGGUGGUGCCGUCAAAUUGAAGAGAGCCGACAUGGUACGGCUGCUCCUGGAGCACGGAGCAGACCCUAACAUGGUUCGACCUAACCCUCGUCCUCCUCUCUGCGAGGCGGUCAUGGCAGGAUCGUACGCUAUAGCGCAACAGCUCCUCUCGGCCGGGGCCAAUACCGAGUUGGCCGAUCGCGGUAGCGGUAUGACAGCCCUCCAUCUGGCCGCUUCUUUGGGACGGAUUCAAUUCGUGCGAUUGCUGCUUCGAGAGGGGGCCAAUAUCAACUCUCAAGAUAGAUACAGAGGGACUCCUCUACAUUGCGCCCAAACCCUUGAGAUCUGCGAGUUCUUGAUAGAUAGAGGCGCAGACCCCAAUAUAAGGGACAAGGAGGGAAGAACACCAAUAUUCUCUCAUGACUACGCAAAAGUACAAUUACUCCUCCGCAGAGGAGCUAAUGUCAAUAUCAAGGACAACAACGGUCACACGCCUCUCAUGUGGCUCGUUCACGAGCACGAACUACUGAUUGGGGCGCAUUCUGAGCCAGAGGUUAUUCAGCUUCUGCGCGAUAACGGAGCUAAUCCAGAUGAAUGUGGUAAUCUGGCAGGGUGA
Aspergillus thermomutatus is the source of this 3672-nucleotide messenger RNA. RefSeq lists its product as uncharacterized. The record is from RefSeq and is a predicted model, not a curated record. The transcript has 2 exons. NCBI's taxonomy places the organism in Eukaryota, Fungi, Ascomycota, Eurotiomycetes, Eurotiales, Aspergillaceae. Bases 1 to 3672 code for a protein of 1223 amino acids. Gene Ontology annotation, biological process: nucleoside metabolic process. Gene Ontology annotation, molecular function: protein binding; catalytic activity.